Molecule: messenger RNA, 2419 nt
Organism: Drosophila kikkawai
Lineage: Eukaryota; Metazoa; Arthropoda; Insecta; Diptera; Drosophilidae
Gene: ncd
Product: non-claret disjunctional
Biological process (GO): microtubule-based movement
Cellular component (GO): microtubule cytoskeleton
Molecular function (GO): microtubule binding; ATP binding; microtubule motor activity
Source: RefSeq, a predicted model, not a curated record
CAACCCUGCAGUCGAAAAUAACGGCGCGAAUUGGCAUCGGCGUCGCUUGUGAAUAUCAAAAUCCAAACAUCCAAUUAAAGACGCAGGAGUGAUCUAAGAUCUACGGAACACGACCACUUUACGUCAUGGAAUCCCGUUUGCCAAAGCCAACGUUGACAGCAAAGCGGCCAGUCCUGCCACCAGUAAGAACGGUGCUGCCCACGGAUCGCAUUCGAGCUGGAGGAGGAGGACCGGGAGCAGCUAGCGGCCCCAGUGCCAACCAGACCUACUGCGGGAACUUGCUGCCGCCGCUGACCCGCGACCUGAACAAUUUGCCCCAAGUGCUGCAGCAACGAGGAGCUCGAGCUGCCUCACCGGAACCCGCCAAAAUGAACAAUCGAGCCAAGCUGCGACGCAGUCGAUCCGCUUGUGACAUCAACGAAAUGCGGCAGAAUAUGAAGCGCGCAGCCCUACCGCCCACACUGCCCAGCAUACCCAGCAAAGUCUCACGUCUGGCCAGCGGUCCUAUUACCGCACCCAGUCAGCGAUUAGGACGUCCGGCGGCUGGAUCCGGCACCGCUGUGACAGCUGCCAAGCGACCAGCUCCGACAAGGCCUGCUCCUAGUGCUGCUGCUAGACCAGUCGCUGCUUCAACCGCUGCCAAAACCAAACCGAAAGCUGCAGGAGCAGGCGCUGGAGCAGCAAAAACCAGUGGAGCCGGGGGAGGAGCUGGUGCUGCUCCCAAACGCAUAGCACCGUACGACUUCAAGGCUCGCUUCCACGAUCUCCUCGACAAGCACAAGGUCCUCAAAACCAAAUACGAGAAGCAAAUAGAGGACAUGGGCGAGCUGGAAUCAUUGCCCACGCAACUGGAGGAAACGCAAACCAAGCUAAUUGAGACCGAGUCCGCGCUGAAGAACGCACAGACGGAUAACGAGUGUCUCCAGAGGCAGGUGAAGCAGCAUACGAAGAAUAUUGAGACCAUAACCACAACACUGGGAAGGACCAAGGAGGAGCUUUCCGAACUGCAGGCCAUACAUGAGAAAAUCAAAGCUGAGCACACUGCUCUUAGCAAGGAGGUGGUGCAUCUACGGCAGCUCACUGACGAACUCCAGCGCAGCAAUGACCAGCAGGCCGCCGAACUGGAGACCUGCAAGGAGCAGCUCUUCGCAUCGAAUAUGGAGCGCAAGGAGCUGCACAACACGGUCAUGGAUCUGCGUGGAAAUAUUCGCGUCUUUUGCCGAAUUCGACCGCCUUUGGACUGUGAGGAGAACAGGAUGUGCUGCACCUGGACCUACCAUGAUGAGGCCACUGUUGAGCUGCAGAGCAUCGAUGCCCAGGCAAAGAACAAGAUGGGCCAGCAGAUAUUCUCGUUCGACCAGGUCUUUCAUCCUAAAUCCUCGCAAACGGACAUUUUCGAGAUGGUAUCACCGCUCAUCCAAUCUGCACUCGAUGGCUACAACAUAUGCAUCUUCGCGUAUGGCCAAACGGGCAGCGGCAAGACGUACACGAUGGACGGAGUGGAGGAUAGCGUAGGCGUCAUUCCGCGCACCGUCGAUCUGCUCUUUGACUCCAUCCGGGGCUAUCGCAAUUUGGGAUGGGAGUAUGAGAUCAAGGCCACCUUCCUGGAGAUAUACAACGAGGUGCUCUACGAUCUGUUGAGCAACGAGCAGAAGGACAUGGAGAUACGAAUGGCCAAGAACAACAAGAACGAUAUCUAUGUGUCGAAUAUCACGGAGGAGACUGUCGUAGAUCCCAAUCAUUUGCGACAACUAAUGCACACGGCCAAGAUGAACCGAGCCACCGCCUCCACGGCUGGCAACGAGCGGUCCUCCCGCUCUCAUGCAGUCACAAAGCUGGCAUUGAUUGGCAGACAUGCCGAUAAGCAGGAGAUGUCGGUUGGAUCUAUCAAUCUGGUGGACUUGGCCGGCUCGGAAUCACCCAAGACCAGUACACGGAUGACCGAGACCAAGAAUAUCAAUCGUUCGCUCUCCGAGCUGACCAACGUGAUUCUGGCGCUGCUCCAAAAGCAGGAUCACAUUCCCUAUCGGAAUUCCAAGCUGACGCAUCUCCUGAUGCCCUCGCUGGGCGGCAACUCGAAGACCCUUAUGUUCAUCAAUGUCUCACCGUUCCAGGACUGCUUCCAAGAGUCUGUCAAGUCGCUGCGCUUCGCCGCUUCCGUCAACUCCUGCAAGAUGGCCAAGGCGAAGCGAAACCGCUACUUGAACAACUCGUCGGCGGUCAACACCAGCAACAGCAUCAACAAUAGCCAGAGCGGCAGUUUCGAAAAACAAUAAUAAAAUAACUCUACCUUAAGCUUUUUUCAAAGUUUCAACUUGUAAUUUUUACGAUCUUGAUUUUGUAUCCCUUCGUUAUCGCUUAAUUUAUGUAUGUUUUUACUUUUAGUUCAAAAUUAAGAAUAAAAUAAAGUGCCCACACA